Molecule: messenger RNA, 1602 nt
Organism: Caenorhabditis briggsae
Lineage: Eukaryota; Metazoa; Nematoda; Chromadorea; Rhabditida; Rhabditidae
Exons: 6
Coding region: 1-1602 (533 amino acids)
Molecular function (GO): UDP-glycosyltransferase activity
Source: RefSeq, a predicted model, not a curated record
AUGCCUAAAUUUAUAAUCUUGAUUUGCUUAAUUUUUACACUAUUAUUUCCUGUCGAGCCCCUAAAAGUGCUCGUCUAUUCCCCGGCAUUUGGUGGGAGCCAUACAAAUUAUAUGGCCAGAUUGGCCGAUACAUUAACAGAAUCUGGGCAUAAUGUGACUUUUUUCAUGCCAAUUAUAGAUGAAUCUAGAAGAAAUCAGUUGGGUGUGAAGUUGACGAAGGAUGUGAUCAAAUUGGAGCAAGACCAAAUAAUGAGGGAUCGAAAAAUCAGCAUCGACAAGAUCACUGGCAAAUUUUGGACGUUGGAUGUGACUUCGAAGAAUGGAAGACUCCUCUAUGAAACGUUUUACGAGCAAGUCAUUCUUCUAUGCGGGAACUUGUUCAGGAACACAAAAGUUAUCGAAGAGUUGAGGUCCAGAAAGUUUGACGUUGCGAUUUUCGAGCCACUUAUGACAUGUGCAUUGGCGCUGUUCCGGCAUUUAGAAAUUGAAAAUGUAGUAAUGGCGAGUUCAUGUCCGAACUACGAUAUGGCAAUGGCGGCAAUGGGAGAGCCAGCAGAUACCAGUUAUGUACCAGCCGUGUUCGCUGACGUCUCCGGAGACCGUAUGGAUUUCUCCAACCGGCUGGAAAAUCAUGACAUGUACCACCUGAUGCUGCAAGUCUACACAGAAAUGUUUGAUGAUGAAGCAAAGGUGUAUAGAAGUUUCCUUGGAGAAGACUUCCCGGAUUGGAGAGAUCUGAUUCCAGAUGCAUCUCUGCAUUUCACAAAUUCAAUUCCACACUUGGAUUUUCCAAGACCAUCAAUUCAGAAAUCAAUCGAUAUCGGUGGAAUCUCAGUGGAUGUUGAGAAAAUAAGAUCCGAAGUGUUGAGUGAUGAAUGGGAUCAAAUUUUGGACGAACGCGAGAAAAAUGUGUUUUUAUCAUUUGGAUCCAUGGCAAAGUCAUUUGAGAUGCCUGACGAUUUUAAAAAGAAUUUAGUAGAUGUGUUUCGAUUGAAACCAAAUGUCACUUUUAUCUGGAAAUAUGAAUCGGAUGAUGUGGAUUUUGCAAGAGGAGUGCAAAAUGUGAAAUUUGUCAAAUGGGCUCCACAAACCGCGCUUUUGAAUGACCAUCGCCUGAACGCCUUCCUUGGACACGGCGGACUUGGAAGCACUUAUGAGUCUGCGUUCCUAGGAAAACCAUCUAUAAUGGUUCCCAUUUUCUUCGACCAAUCCCGUAAUUCUAACAUGAUGAGUCGUCUUGGAACAACGAUAACUUUACAUAAACGUGAUUUGGGGAAUUUCAAGAAACUUCGAGAAGCGUUUUCUGACAUUUUGUACAACUCGAAAUAUGUCGAAAAUGCUCAAAAAGUGGCAAAUAUGUUGAGAGAUCAGCCACUGAAACCAAAGGAUCUAGUGGUGAAGUAUAUAGAAUUUGUUGGGAAAUAUGGUCCAUUCCAUCAUAUGACUCCGUACAGUGUAAAAAUGCCAUGGAUUCCACGAUACAAUUAUGACAUUUAUUUUUACAAAUUUUCGCUAUUUUUAAGUCCAUGCUUAUUGGUUUUUGUAGGAUUUUCAGUUGUUAAACGAUUUUUGAGAUUGAGACUGUUGAAAAAAAUUGAAUAG